AUGCGUGAUUCACCUCAGAUAGGAUAUGUGUUUCAGAAACUAUUGGUUGCUUGUUCAAGCAAUGAUCCAUUUUCCGUGAUAGUUGUUGAUCCAAGAACAGGAGUGGCGUCAUGGAGUUACAAAGGAUCAGAGCUGCAAGGGGCCACUGUUGGAUUCGUAGAUUCUCUCGGUGUAAAUGGAGAUCACUUGCUCGUUUCCAUCAAGGAUCGCCCAUUAAUCCAUGCAUUUGCUGUGCAUCCACGGGAUCGUUAUCACCAAAAGGCAGUCGUCAGUGGUGUGAUUUCCACCUUCUGCACGAAUAAGGAUGGAUCUCUGCUAUUCGCAUCAAUCGCAACACAGCUAUUUGUAUGGCUGCUAUCAACUGGUGAACUUCUUGCAGUCGUAGAUUCCCACUACCAAACAAUCACUUGUCUCUCGUUGUCGUCUGAUGAGUCGCUUUCAUUUACAGCGUCGAAAGAUGGAUCGACACAUUGUUAUCUAGUCUCAGAUAUUAUUUCUUCAAAUCAUGGAUGCACUGUCGAGCCAAUUCGCAAGUGGAGGGCUCAUACACUGGCAAUUUCUGGUUUGUCUGUUAGCAAUGGAACGAACCCUCGCGUUGCUAGCUGUGGGCUGGAUCACAUCGCUGCAGUAUAUUCUGUUUCUCUCGAUGAAAUUUUAUUGAAGGUGUCCACUGAUCGGCCUCUCACUGCUUGCAAACUGGAUCCUGUCGAGUCCCGCUUGUUUCUAGGUUCAGACACAGGAAACAUAGCGCGGAUAAAUCUCUAUGACUUAGAUCAAGGACGUGACUUGCUAAUUCAAGUAUCUGACGAGAAGAACAGACGAGUAUCUAUUUUCAACGGUCACAGUGAUGAAAUAACCGUUUUUUCGAUUAACGGAGAUGGGUCAUUAUUAGCUUCUGGCGAUUCGUCUGGAAAGUAUUGUAUAUGGGAAAUCGUCAGUAAACAGUGCCUCAAGGUGAACUUAAUGUCUUUUCUUAUUAGGAAUUUGGAUACUGACGUUAGUUUUCUUUCGUACCAUUUCAUAGACCUUGCAUCUGCGCAUCCUAUGUUUGAAUUAAAACGAUCUAUUAGUGGAGGAGAGAAGAUUAGCAUGAGAGCGUCCGUUGGGACAGAUCUCAACCAGAACUUCUGGCGUCGAGAGGUUGACAGGUUAAUAAUCGACAUCCUUAAAGGAUCUGCUAUGUCCGACUCAUUUAAUGUCAAAAACGUGAAGAAAACGAGCAAACGAAGGAGUGCAUUAAACUGUAAAGAAGAGUGGAAAGCAGAGGAGACUAUAGUUCCUGUUGAGGGCCUCGAAAUUAUAGAAAUUGCCGGGUCAUCACCUGGAGCGUCUGACGGCGUGAGUUCAACGCAUGACAAAGAGGUAAUAGAAAAACAAAGGCGAGAGAUACAGAAGUUGAAGAAGAUUAAUGCUGAGCUGUAUGAUUUUAUGGCAUCAGAGUUAACAGAACGUUGA
This is a messenger RNA of Angiostrongylus costaricensis, 1455 nucleotides long. Lineage: Eukaryota; Metazoa; Nematoda; Chromadorea; Rhabditida; Metastrongylidae. The record is from the annotation of a GenBank genome assembly.